Messenger RNA from Procambarus clarkii (red swamp crayfish), 3594 nucleotides. RefSeq names its product putative per-hexamer repeat protein 5. The record is from RefSeq and is a predicted model, not a curated record. NCBI's taxonomy places the organism in Eukaryota, Metazoa, Arthropoda, Malacostraca, Decapoda, Cambaridae.
AUGGGUGGAGGUAUUACUGGAACUGUAGCUAACAGCAUUAGUGAGACUAGUGCUGACAGUACAAGUGGCAUUAGUGCUGACACUGGUACUAUCACUAGUGGUGACACUGGUACUAUCACUAGUGGUGACACUGACACUAUCACUAGUGCUGACACUGACACUAUCACUAGUGCUGACACUGACACUAUCACUUGUGCUGACACUGGUACUAUCACUAGUGCUGACACUGGUACUAUCACUAGUGCUGACACUGACACUAUCACUAGUGCUGACACUGGUAGUAUCACUAGUGCUGACACUAUCACUAGUGCUGACACUGGCACUAUCACUAGUGCUGACACUAUCACUAGUGCUGACACUGGCAGUAUCACUAGUGCUGACACUGGUACUAUCUCUAGUGCUGACACUGACACUAUCACUGGUGCUGACACUGGUACUAUCACUAGUGCUGACACUGGUACUAUCACUAGUGCUGACACUGGCAGUAUCACUAGUGCUGACACUGGCACUAUCACUAGUGCUGACACUGGUACUAUCACUAGUGCUGACACUGGCAGUAUCACUAGUACUGACACUGGCACUAUCUCUAGUGCUGACACUGGUACUAUCACUGGUGCUGACACUGGUACUAUCUCUAGUGCUGACACUGGCACUAUCACUAGUGCUGACACUGACACUAUCACUAGUGCUGACACUGGCACUAUCACUAGUGCUGACACUGGCACUAUCACUAGUGCUGACACUGGUACUAUCACUAGUGCUGACACUAGUACUAUCACUAGUGCUGACACUGGUACUAUCACUAGUGCUGACACUGGUACUAUCACUAGUGCUGACACUGGUACUAUCACUGGUGCUGACACUGACACUAUCACUGGUGCUGACACUGGUACUAUCACUGGUGCUGACACUGGUACUAUCACUGGUGCUGACACUGACACUAUCACUAGUGCUGACACUGGUACUAUCACUAGUGCUGACACUGGUACUAUCACUGGUGCUGACACUGACACUAUCACUAGUGCUGACACUGACACUAUCACUGGUGCUGACACUGGUACUAUCACUAGUGCUGACACUGGUAUUAUCACUGGUGCUGACACUGACACUAUCACUAGUGCUGACACUGACACUAUCACUAGUGCUGACACUGGCACUAUCACUAGUGCUGACACUGGUACUAUCACUAGUGCUGACACUGACACUAUCACUAGUGCUGACACUGACACUAUCACUAGUGCUGACACUGACACUAUCACUAGUGCUGACACUGGUACUAUCACUAGUGCUGACACUGACACUAUCACUAGUGCUGACACUGGUACUAUCACUAGUGCUGACACUAUCACUAGUGCUGACACUGGUACUAUCACUAGUGCUGACACUAUCACUAGUGCUGACACUAUCACUAGUGCUGACACUAUCACUAGUGCUGACACUGACACUAUCACUAGUGCUGACACUAUCACCAGUGCUGACACUGGCACUAUCACUGGUGCUGACACUGGCACUAUCACUAGUGCUGACACUGGCACUAUCACUGGUGCUGACACUGGCACUAUCACUAGUGCUGACACUGGCACUAUCACUGGUGCUGACACUGGCACUAUCACUAGUGCUGACACUAUCACUAGUGCUGACACUAUCACUAGUGCUGACACUGGCACUAUCACUAGUGCUGACACUAUCACUAGUGCUGACACUGGCACUAUCACUGGUGCUGACACUGGCAGUAUCACUGGUGCUGACACUGACACUAUCACUAGUGCUGACACUAGUGCUGACACUGGCAGUAUCACUGGUGCUGACACUGGCACUAUCACUAGUGCUGACACUGGCACUAUCACUAGUGCUGACACUAACACUAUCACUGGUGCUGACACUGGCACUAUCACUAGUGCUGACACUGACACUAUCACUGGUGCUGACACUGACACUAUCACUAGUGCUGACACUGGCACUAUCACUAGUGCUGACACUGGCACUAUCACUAGUGCUGACACUGGCACUAUCACUAGUGCUGACACUGGCACUAUCACUAGUGCUGACACUGGCACUAUCACUGGUGCUGACACUGGCACUAUCACUAGUGCUGACACUGACACUAUCACUGGUGCUGACACUGACACUAUCACUGGUGCUGACACUGGUACUAUCACUAGUGCUGACACUGGCACUAUCACUAGUGCUGACACUGGUACUAUCACUAGUGCUGACACUGGCACUAUCACUAGUGCUGACACUGGUACUAUCACUGGUGCUGACACUGGUACUAUCACUAGUGCUGACACUGUUACUAUCACUAGUGCUGACACUGACACUAGUGCUGACACUGACAAUAGUGCUGACACUGACACUAUCACUAGUGCUGACACUGUUACUAUCACUAGUGCUGACACUGACACUAGUGCUAACACUGACAAUAGUGCUGACACUGACACUAUCACUAGUGCUGACACUGGCACUAUCACUAGUGCUGACACUGGCACUAUCACUAGUGCUGACACUGGCACUAUCACUAGUGCUGACACUGGUACUAUCACUAGUCCUGACACUGGCACUAUCACUGGUGCUGACACUGACACUAUCACUAGUGCUGACACUGACAAUAGUGCUGACACUGACACUAUCACUAAUACUGACACUGACACUAUCACCAGUGCUGACACUGGCACUAUCACUGGUGCUGACACUGGCACUAUCACUGGUGCUGACACUGACACUAUCACUGGUGCUGACACUGGUACUAUCACUAGUGCUGACACUAUCACUAGUGCUGACACUAUCACUAGUGCUGACACUGACACUAUCACUGGUGCUGACACUGGUACUAUCACUAGUGCUGACACUAUCACUAGUGCUGACACUGACACUAUCACUGGUGCUGACACUGGUACUAUCACUAGUGCUGACACUAUCACUAGUGCUGACACUGGCACUAUCACUAGUGCUGACACUGACACUAUCACUAGUGCUGACACUAUCACUAGUGCUGACACUGACACUAUCACUAGUGCUGACACUGGCACUAUCACUAGUGCUGACACUAUCACUAGUGCUGACACUGGCACUAUCACUGGUGCUGACACUGGCACUAUCACUAGUGCUGACACUGACACUAUCACUUGUGCUGACACUGACACUAUCACUAGUGCUGACACUGGUACUAUCACUAGUGCUGACACUGACACUAUCACUAGUGCUGACACUGGCCCUAUCACUGGUGCUGACACUGGCACUAUCACUAGUGCUGACACUGACACUAUCACUGGUGCUGACACUGACACUGGCACUAGUGCUGACACUAUCACUAGUGCUGACACUGGCACUAUCACUAGUGCUGACACUAACACUAUCACUGGUGCUGACACUAUCACUAGUGCUGACACUGGCACUAGUGCUGACACUAUCACUAGUGCUGACACUAACACUAUUGCUGACAAAACUAACGCUGACAGUCAACAUAUUAAACCAACGAACAUAUCUAUUGUAUCAAAUAAAAUACUCCCAAUUAAAACCACUUUUAACGAUGACCAGAAAAAUACAAAACUAAAAAAAAAACAUGAACCAAAAAUGAAAACAUGUUUACAUUGA